Messenger RNA from Botrytis fragariae, 3819 nucleotides. RefSeq lists its product as uncharacterized. NCBI's taxonomy places the organism in Eukaryota, Fungi, Ascomycota, Leotiomycetes, Helotiales, Sclerotiniaceae. Bases 1 to 3819 code for a protein of 1272 amino acids. The record is from RefSeq and is a predicted model, not a curated record. The transcript is spliced from 15 exons.
AUGGAUCAACCCAUAAAUUUAAUUUCCGCGCUACUUCAAACCACUCUCAACGAGUCGAUCCGCGAUACUCUCAAUACUUCUCGGCCCCUCAUCACUCAUCUCAAUGCAGACACUACAUGGCUUCUUUCGAUACCCUACCCUGAAACGGCUGAAAACUCGUGCAACAAAGCAUAUUAUCAUAUAUUAAUGGAUCCAUGGUUACGCGGUGGUCAAAGUGACGUUGCCGCCUUCUUCAGUCAACAAUGGCAUGCCAACCCCAGCGCAGUGCAAAGUAUCGCAGAGAUUGAGGAUUUCAUCGAGAGUGUUGAGAAAGUUGCGCAUAAAAAAGAAGAUGUGGGCAAUGGAAGCUGGAUUGAUGCAGUAGUAGUGAGCCAUGAAUUCACAGACCACAUGCACAAGGAAACUUUACUCGAAAUUCCAAAUACAAUUCCGGUAUUUGCGACUUCGAAAGCUGUUGCAGCGAUAACGUCGUGGGCACAUUUUGACCACGUGGAAGAAAUACUUAGGUUUGAUGGUGAUUGGAAAGAAUCUUCUGCAGUGUAUCUACCAGAUUGGGUGGGUAUAUCGAGAGUUGCGAAAGCGGGUGUGGAUUUACUCUAUUACCAUUCUGCUAUCAUGAUUACAUUCUCGACGUUCUCGGAGAGGAAUACUUUAGAUGAACUUUCGAACGAUAAUAUACCUGAAGCUGUGAUAUAUACACCUCAUGGAAUCGACCCUGGAGAUCUUACACUGGUGGGAAAAGCUCAUCCAUCUAUUCGAACCCUCGCGUUACUACAUGGAUUGCAGGACAUUUCGUUACCUCGAGCACAAUUGAAUAAAGGGGCACACAAUGGAUUGAAGGUUCAAAGGUUGUUGAAUGCGAAGUACUGGGUUGGUACGCAUGAUGAGGUCAAGGUGGGUGGAGGAAUCGUGAGCUGGUUUCUGAAUCGUAAAGCUGUGACGCUGAAGGAAGCGUUGGAGAGAGAAGCCGAGGAGAAUGGCGAGAGUGGUGAUGUAGAAAAGGUAGGGGAUAUUAAAUUUUUGGAAGUGGGAAAUGGCGAGAGUUUAAUUUUGAUUGAAAAGUUCUCACGAAAAGUUCUUGCCCUACUAUUGAACAUGCCUCCUCCUCCAUGUUGGCGACCGCAAAUACCUCGUACUGAGCUUGCGAACAUAUACGGCCAUCUCCGUAGGCCAGUACUUCAAGGUGUUAUACCAUUGAAGAGCGGCCUCACACCAGUAACUUUGAAACCGCAUUCUACCGAUCAUGAGAGAAAAUUCGCGGAUGAUGUGCGCUGGCUACAGAGACUUUGCUACGGAAAUUUUACCGCUGCAGAGUUGGAGAGGUUAGAUGCCUUGGCACCACUUUACCACAUCUACGAAGACGAAACUGCGAUUAACCCAAAUGCUGACAUUACCAUCCAUCCUGUAAUGCAAAGAAAAAAGUGGGAUUACCCGAUGCCCAAACAGUUAGCUGACUUUCCUUUGGGAGGAGACUUGGAUGGGUACUGGAAUGCUUGUACAGACGACACUGUGUGGGAAGCCAUACUUCCAUCGAUUCGAAUAGCAAGCUUGUAUAUCUCGCAUGCGGAUUUGUGGCCAUGGUUUGAUGGUCUGCUUGCCGCCGAGUGGACUGGAAUUCCACAGGCGGAGGUCCCCUUUACACUAUUUAGUCCACUUGGAGGCUGGAAACGAUUCAGUACUAGAGACCCUCUGGUAUAUGGAACUGAAAGCGGUAAAAGAAACGUCCGAAACGAAAUAUUGAAGCAUUCUAAGAAUAUAUAUUUCCGUCUAAUAAGCUCUUUUACCGAUCCAGCAAACGGUGUUCUAGCAGUAGAUCACAAAAUGGGAAGUAUUGCUGGACAAACUUUAACCAGUAAAAUAAACAAUGAUUCGGUUGUGACCAUUAGUUUCCAUCCCCUCGCGGCUUUGCUUCCUGGAAGUGUGGAAAAAUUGAACACUGCAGAAAGACGUUUGGUCCAAGGAGAAGUUGCCAAGACUAUCAUACAUGAGCUUGGUCACGCCCUCUUUCAGCAAACAUACAAAGCCUAUUUGCCCAACCAUAAUGGCAGUGAGAUCUACUUUCAUCAGGAAGUAAUUUCGGAAAUGGGGAUAUCGGUAUUUGGCGGGACUACUCGGGCUCUUCGUGAGCCACUAGAGGAUUCGCUGCUCGAUUUGGUCUGUAUGGCCCUUGGCAGAAAAAGCAGUGAUAUAAACAACGCCGGCACUCAAGGUAAUGAAGGGAACCCAGUCCUAUUCAGAAAGCCACCGUGGAUAUGGGAAGCAAAAGCAGAUUCGAAUCCUUUGUUAGGAAGUGAGUCCAAUUUACUUUUCCUCCAAAGUUGCUACUAUGAGCGAAAAACUGAGAUCAACAGUUAUGGAACACAGACUGUGAAAUAUAAAAAGGUUACAGGUCAAGAAUUUGAUCUCAAGAAAGACGGUAGGAGAUUCGCUAUUUCAAGGGAGCCAUUUACCGAGUUUGAGGGUAUACCAACCAAUAAUCAACAUACCGGGCUAAGGUCGGACAGAUUGGAUACUUUAGAGCCCCCUCGCAAACGACGGAGGGUUUCAAUCGCCCCAGCCGCCGUUGUGCGAAGGGCUCGUAGUUUCCGAGGGCCAAGGCCCAACCAGGAAAUAAAACCACAAAUUGACACGCUUUCUGAGUUCAAAGCUCGAGAUUUACCGCCAUGUCCUCGGUUCGAUGAGAUUAGCGCGUAUUUAAUCGACAAUCGUCGACAGUUGGCCCUGCACACAAUGUGUUUCGCCAUGCCUGAGCACACCUUGCGUGAUUACGUUUUGCGACUUGGUGGGCUGAAAAUUAGUGCCCAAGAAUGGCGUGCGUAUCUUCUUCAUUGCGAAGCCGUCCCAUAUCUCUUCAGGUUCCAGCCGCAUGGAAGAAUUCGUGACACCUCGACUUAUCGUGGCUCUAUCCAACUCCAUGCUUCAAGCUGGCCAAAGACGGAUCUUCCACCCUUCAAGUUAAUAAGUCCAGGGGAUGAACCUUUUAUGAGGAAACUCGUCAAAGGUUUGAAACUUUGUAUCGCGAUUGACAUGCUCUCCAAAAAAUACGCCGAAUUUUUAGAUCAGAUGUGGCUACAUUCUAUCUUCUGGGACGUCGACAUUGACAAAUUCCUUGCCGUGUUCAACGCCGAUUUCAAACAGGGUGAUGGAAUAGCGAGCAAGAUUGGACUAGGUUUGAUGUCCAAAGAAGAACUUGAAGAUUUAGUGCAGGUUGUGGCAUCUACUCGAUCAUUACUUACUUGGGCUCCAACGGGUAUCAUCCGACGCUUACCACUAACUACUACGGAAUUGAAAGAAGUCACCAGUGGAGACACAAGCAUAAGAGACAUUAUUCUGCCCAAAGGUCGAUCACUGAUUGAUUGGGAUGCGGGAUAUGAAGCUUUGUGUGAGUGGGACAACGUGGAGAUGGAAACUGAUCUGGAAACGCUGGCCGACGCGGACACGGGCAUCACGUAUGCUGACGGGCGACACGAAAGCGAAAAUGAAUACGCGGCGCGCACAGAACCACCGCCAGUCAAGACGCAAGCGCAGUUGGAAGAAGAAGAGUUUGAGCAUCAAAUUCAUGCGCUGGACGGAUCGAUUGUGGCGUAUCGCGCGGCGCAUCCGGAUGCCGCUGACGAGGAAAUUUUUGAAAAGUCGUUUUGGGAGAUGUGGAAGGGGUUUCAUCCUGAGGGCACCCGAGAGGACGCGCAGGAUGAAUUCGACGAGUGUCUGGUGCAUCUCAAAUCGAUCGAAGAUGGUGGUGCAGAGGGAUCUUCGGAAAUAAAUGUGGAUGAUAUAAUGGAUGCAAUGGCGGAAAAUGGACAGUGUCUUAACAUGUGA